GUUCUGAAGCAGACGUAUUAAAGUUCUCUUGGUUUCAGCCGGUUUCCUGCUGUUUUAACGCUAAGGAGGUACAAUGAAUAUCGUGUACAUCGACUAUGUCAUAGUAUUUGUGAUGCUACCUGCAAUAGUGAUCGCAGUAUCAAUGUCAUCGUGGAUAUCAAGAUCUAUGUCCUUCGAGAGGGAGGUGUAUGACUGGAUAUCGCCAGACUUGUACAUUGUUCCACUGGUGCUAGCUUCCAUUGUCUGUGUGCUGGUCAGUGCUGGUACCCUUUACGAGAUCAUUGUCACCACGUUAGCGGGGACAAAGUCUUCAGCAGAAUCAAAGGUCGGUCGCUUGCUUCUGUGUUUCUCUGCUUACACCAACACAAAGAAAGUGUUUGACACCCGCCAACUGCCCGGACAACUCCCAUUCCUUGACGGCCUCCGCGUACUGAGUGCCCUUUGGAUAAUCUUAGGGCAUAUGGAUUUUUAUGGUAACGUUAUCGCCAGCAUAGGCAAUAGGUCUGAACAUGAUGUUCGUGACCAGGAGUGGUGGUUCUUUAUCAUUGAGCCAUAUGAUCUGGCUGUAGACACAUUUCUUGUUCUCGGUGGUUUCUUGGUGUCACACGUGUUUCUGAAGCAACUUAAGAAGAGAGAUGGCCACUUCACUGGGAAGGAUCUUGCUCUAAAUUACCUUCACCGCUACUGCAGAUUGACUCCGGUUUACCUUGCAACCCUGCUGAUUUAUCUACCGUUUGACAAAGGUUGCCGAAGUUACUGGUGGACAAACCUGCUCUACAUCAACAAUUACUUCAUGGAACCAGAACAACAGUGCACGGGGUCAUCGUGGUAUCUUGGUGUAGACAUGCAGCUGUACAUCAUGGCACCUGCCCUUAUCCUGCUUCUGUACAAGAAACCAAAGUAUGGAAUCUUCAUAAAUGUAUUCCUCGUUGUUUUAAGCUGGGCAUGCAACCAGGACCCACUUAAUACUGUUGGAAUACAGCUAGGCUGCGUCAACCCUUUCUUUUGGACGCCUGCCAGGAUGGGUCCUUACGUUAUAGGUAUACUCCUGGCUUACCUACUCUUCAGGAUCAGCAGUAAAAUCCCCAACAUCCGACGGACAAAGGUGUGGAUGUUAGUAGGAUGGGCGAUUAACGCAGCAUUGACCCUUGUAUAA
Branchiostoma belcheri (Belcher's lancelet) is the source of this 1156-nucleotide messenger RNA. RefSeq names its product nose resistant to fluoxetine protein 6-like. Bases 74 to 1156 code for a protein of 360 amino acids. Lineage: Eukaryota; Metazoa; Chordata; Leptocardii; Amphioxiformes; Branchiostomatidae. The record is from RefSeq and is a predicted model, not a curated record. The transcript is spliced from 13 exons. Gene Ontology annotation, molecular function: acyltransferase activity, transferring groups other than amino-acyl groups.